UAUCUCACCCUUCCUUAGUUAAAGCAAAAGCACACAGAAACUGAGAUAUCCCUAUUUACAACUAGCUCAAGAAUACAUAGCAUGAUGAGAGGAGCUGAUCAGCUGCACUCUGUACUGGCUGUUACUUUUCUUCUCCUUGCGUCCAUUGCGGUAGCAUUCGAUCCAAGCCCUCUUCAGGAUUUCUGUGUCUCCAUUGACGACCCCAAGCUCGGUGUGUUUGUGAAUGGCAAGUUCUGCAAGGACCCAAUGCAAGCCAAUGCCGACGACUUCACAUUUCGUGGCCUCAACUUGCCCGGAAACACAUCCAAUCCGGUUGGCUCAAACGUCACUUUGGUUAAUGUCGACCGACUAAAAGGGCUCAACACUCUUGGCAUCUCUUUGGCUCGCAUUGACUAUGCCCCUUAUGGUGGUCUGAACCCUCCUCACACCCACCCUCGUGCCACCGAAAUUCUUGUGGUGGUCAAGGGCACUCUCCAUGUCGGGUUUGUCACCUCCAACCCUCCCAAGCUCUUCACAAAAACCCUACACGCUGGAGAUGUUUUCGUCUUCCCAAUCGGUCUCAUUCACUUCCAAUUAAACGUGGCCAAUACCAACGCUAUUGCUUUUGCCGGAUUGAGCAGCCAGAAUCCAGGCACAAUUACUAUUGCCAAUGCUGUUUUUGGUUCCGAUCCCGCUAUCAAUCCUGAUGUCCUCACCAAGGCAUUCCAAGUGGACAAAAACUUGGUGGAUUACCUCCAAAAGCAGUUCUGGACUGAAAAUUAAUAGAAAAAUUACGAGGCGCUAUGCUACUACAUGAAGCUAGAGCUUGUCAUUUUACAUUUGUUGUGUAUGACUUAUUAUUGUUUUUUUUUUCUUAGCACCACUUUGCUUUUUCGCUAUUUCCUUUGUAUGUUUACAAUAGUGGAUAAUAAAUUAAAUAAAAAGCU
Linum trigynum is the source of this 926-nucleotide messenger RNA. The record is from the annotation of a GenBank genome assembly. NCBI's taxonomy places the organism in Eukaryota, Viridiplantae, Streptophyta, Magnoliopsida, Malpighiales, Linaceae.